Molecule: messenger RNA, 939 nt
Organism: Nicotiana tabacum (common tobacco)
Lineage: Eukaryota; Viridiplantae; Streptophyta; Magnoliopsida; Solanales; Solanaceae
Source: RefSeq, a predicted model, not a curated record
AUGAAUAAGCUUGGUUAUAAGAUAUGUGAAGACUUGUUGAAGUAUGAUAAAGAGUAUUGGUGUAGGGCAUACUUUAGAGAAGAUUCAAAGUGUGAUGUCAUUGAGAAUAACAUGUGUGAAACAUUCAAUUCUUGGAUAGUAGGUCCCAGGAAUAAGUCUGUUAUAACUAUGUUAGAAGAAAUUAGACAUAAAAUCAUGAAUAGGACCAUUGAAAUGAGGAAGUUUGCUGAGACUUGGGUUACUGACAUUGCACCAAUGGCUAGGAUGAUACUGGAAGAGAACAAAGCCCUUUCUAGGAGGUGUAAGGUUAUGUGGAAUGCAGAACAUGGGUUUGAAGUUGAUGAAGGUGUAUACAGAUUCAUUGUUGAUUUUAGGACCAUAACAUGUACUUGUAGAUCAUGGAUGUUGAGGGGCAUUCCAUGUCAACAUGUAGUAUGUGCAUUCUAUGAUAGAGAAAUGGACCUAGAUGAUUAUGUUGCCCACUCGUAUAGGAAGGAAACUUUCCUUAAAACUUACCAGCAUUUCAUUCAACCAAUUCUCAACAUAAAGAUGUGGUCGGAUUCAACAAAUCCAUCUAUAGAGCCUCCGGAACCUAAACCUAUGCCAGGUAGACCAAAGAGAUGUAGGAAAAAAGCCAAGGAUGAACCAAGAAAAAAGCAUGGUAAACUAUCAAAGAAAGGGGUAAAGAUGACUUGUUCAAACUGCAACACAACAAAUCUAGAUGCAGGAAAGGGCAUGUUCCAAGAAGUGCUACUCAACAAAGUCAAAAUAUGCCACCACCUCCACCAAGAUCAUCUCAGAAAAUACCAUCUCAACAAAGCAAUCCAUUAUCUAUAUGUGAGGAUACAAGUGUUGUCAAAUGACAAAGCAACAACUAAUCAACUGGGCUUGGUAGAGGAAGAGGAAGAGGAAGAGGAAGAGGAAGAGGCCAUGGACUAG